Mycotypha africana is the source of this 1008-nucleotide messenger RNA. RefSeq lists its product as uncharacterized. The record is from RefSeq and is a predicted model, not a curated record. NCBI's taxonomy places the organism in Eukaryota, Fungi, Mucoromycota, Mucoromycetes, Mucorales, Mycotyphaceae. The transcript has 5 exons. The annotation marks the transcript as partial.
AUGGAGAGAUCUGCUUCUCGAAAAGGGCCCCAAAGGCAAGAGACAUUGGGUCCUUCUGCUCCUAUUUGGGAUUGGGAAGUCGAAAGGGCUACUCUGAGAACUGAGUGUCGUGAAUACCGUGAAAAAGCCGAGCAGCUUGAAGAAGACUUGAAAAAAGAACGGCAGAUCUAUGAGAAAAACACAACCAGCUUACUUCAUGAAGUGAAACUAAAAGAAUCUGUCAUGGAAAAGAAGCUCAAGGACUUGGAAGAGCAAUUUACGGCUCAGUUGUUGGAAUUACAAAAACGGCUGGAUGAAGAAAGACUCUCACGACAGGAGAUCCUACAAAACAUUCAUGCACAGCAUGAGACCGCUUUGCAAUCUGAAGAAAAGAAAUAUCAAAGGAGAUUGGCUAGUCUUCGGGAGAGGCUUGAUGCCAAGGACAGAGAGUAUGCUGAAAUUCUAAGAAGCCAAGAAGCAAACAUGUCUGUGCCACAAACAAUAGAAGCAUCUGAUGAACAAAUCGGAGCGGACGAGGACAUAAAGAGAAAUGAAUCAUUAUUGAACGAACAAGAUAAAAGCGCGUUGAAAGAAGGCAACCUGCAAGUAAGUGUGAAAUACAUAUCAGGGAUCCAUUCAAUCAAUACCAAGCAAUUUACAUUGUUUACUGAACUGGAAGAUCAUCGAAAGAAGCAGAAAGAAUAUAGCAAUCGCAUCAACGAGUUAGAGAAAGAGUUGAAAGUAGCCCAAGAUGACUCACAAAAGUAUAAGAAGCGUCUGGAUCAAGCACUUAAAACUCAUAAUGAGGAAAUAAGUGAACUCACAGAAAAGUUCAUGUCAGAAACGCAUCGAACUGAAAUGACUUUCCAAGCGCGGAUGCAAAAUUUUCAAACUGAACAAGCUGACAUUAUACGCGACUUAAAAGACCAAUACGAUACACAACAAGAAGUGAUGCAAAUUGAGCACGCAGCUAUUUUAGAUGAAGUACGCCGUAAUUUGGAUUUUGAAAAGGCUGAAGCGAUAAGAGAA